AAUCUAACAAGACAAAUUAUUCGCCUAAACUAUAUUUGAAUUUUUUUUGAACGAAGACAAAAUUUAAAAUUGGCUCCUAGUUAAAUUUUCUAUCCUAUUUGUGCAAAUCUUCCCUCCCAUUAAGAUUCAAUACCAGGCCCAAAUUUAACUCUCCUAAACAAUAUCGGAUAACGGUUUUGUUUUUAUAACCUUCUGUGUGAAGCAGAAAUUUUCCGUUUUUAACGGAAAAAAUGUCGGUUAUUCCAACGGUCACCGGAUUGUCAAGCGGCGCACGUUUGCUAUCGGUUCCGCGCACGUUAGCUGCAGCUACUAAAGCUGCGCCUUCUUCUCUUCCGUCGCUCUGCUACUUGAAGAAGAAGGGAUAUUAUACUCUGCGACGCUGGAGUAUUCUGCCGGCGACGAGGAAGCUUGUUAUACGAGCUGCAAGAACUGAAUCCAAAGGCGUCUCACUUGGUUUCAGAGCUCCUAAUUUUGAGCUUACCGAGCCGCUCACUGGUAAAGUUUGGAAGCUUGAGGAUUUUGAAGCAUAUCCUGCAUUGCUGGUUAUGUUCAUCUGCAACCAUUGUCCAUUUGUCAUACAUUUGAAGAAGGAAAUUGUUAAACUCUCAAAUUUCUACAUGAAGAAAGGGCUUGCGGUGGUAGCAAUAUCUUCAAACUCUGUAGUUACACAUCCACAGGAUGGACCCGAAUUCAUGGCUCAAGAAGCUACGCUCUUCAAAUAUCCUUUCCCGUAUCUUUAUGAUGAGUCACAAGAAGUUGCAAGAGAUUUUGGGGCUGUCUGUACACCGGAAUUUUUCCUGUUCAAAAAGGAUGGCAGAAGGCCCUUUGAGCUAGUGUAUCAUGGACAAUUUGAUGAUUCAAGGCCAAGUAACAAUGUGCCUGUCACUGGAAGGGACUUGAGCCUAGCGAUAGACCGGGUACUUAGUGGUCAGCUAAUUCCAUCAACCCAAAAACCCAGCAUUGGUUGCAGUAUAAAAUGGAAUCCAGGUGGCAAGCAGUAAGCACCAUCUGAGCUGCCUAUGGGAAAUCCAGGGGGCAAGCAGUAAGCACCAUCUGAGCUGCCUAUGAGUUUUUUUCCAGCAACACAUUUAGCUGCUUCAGAUUAUCCAUAACAGGGCUGAUGCCAGUAGGAGUACUGGCACGUUUGUGUUAUUUUUGCUAUGCCUCUUCUAGCAUUGUGGGUUGAGCUUCGAGCUCAGCAUUGAUUAGCAGAACUGAGAUUCUUUGCUAUGCCAAUCAUCACACUUAAUGUAUAUAUUACUUUGUAUUUCCAUGCAAACCCAAGCCUUUUACAUUGUAUGUGCUGUCCUUACUUGCAGGGGUUGACAUACUUAUUUUUUAAGAUUUAAUGCCGGUUCAUGCAA
Molecule: messenger RNA, 1364 nt
Organism: Capsicum annuum
Lineage: Eukaryota; Viridiplantae; Streptophyta; Magnoliopsida; Solanales; Solanaceae
Exons: 9
Coding region: 231-1001 (256 amino acids)
Molecular function (GO): oxidoreductase activity; antioxidant activity
Source: RefSeq, a predicted model, not a curated record